Helicoverpa zea (corn earworm) is the source of this 834-nucleotide messenger RNA. Its product is annotated as trypsin epsilon-like. The record is from RefSeq and is a predicted model, not a curated record. Lineage: Eukaryota; Metazoa; Arthropoda; Insecta; Lepidoptera; Noctuidae. Gene Ontology annotation, molecular function: serine-type endopeptidase activity. The transcript is spliced from 3 exons. Bases 1 to 834 code for a protein of 277 amino acids. Gene Ontology annotation, biological process: proteolysis.
AUGAAGAAAACUACGAUAAUUUUUUUCAUUGUGGCGUCACUUAUAUUUUUGGCCAUCGUCAUUAUGGGGGUGCAAAUGUCUUCAUACGGGAACAACACCAAAUAUACAGACAGACCAUGUCCUCACAACAACUACCGGCGACAAUGGGUGGCUCUGACGGACAAUAGAAUAAACCAGACGCUCAUAAACAGGUUUCCCUACGUGGCUGCCGUUAUGAGGAAUGCCACCAGCUUAUGGAAUUUCGCUUGUUUUGCCAGCGUGAUUCUCAUGAAAUGGAUUGUUACUUCUGCACAUUGCAGGCAACCAGGUCACACUCACCGUGUGGUCCUCUUCCAAGAUUACGCGCGCAACCAGUCUCACUCCUACCCCAUCCUCUUCUGGAGGAUCCACGAGAAGUACAACUCUACUGUCCCUAACGCCAAGUAUGAUAUAGCAGUCGCCAGAAUGAACGUCAACCAUUACCACUCUGCAAUCAAACCAGCUGACUUCGACGAGAAAGCAGCAACCGCAAUAGUAGCAAGUGUCUGGAAAACCGUCUCGACGAUGGAUAAGAAGCUCUACUUAACCAACCACUUCGAUAAGUACGAAAUGAAUAUCAGCAACAAGGGAAAAUGCUUCGAGACUUACGGAGUUGAAAUGGACGAUAGCUUGAUCUGCAUAGACACAUCAGCUUACGAAGACUGCUUCGUCCACGAAUAUGGACCCAUUUUCUCCGGAGACAAAGUAGUGGGCGUUAUAGCUAUUACGCCGGUUGAAUGUGAUAUGAAAUACUCGGUGUUUACAAAUAUUUCUUAUUACACGAGUUGGAUUUUGAGAUCGACUUACGAUGCAUGA